AAUCACAAUGGCAGAAACGUCGGGGUCACUGCUGGCUGGGCCCGCCCCUUGCAGGCGCCCUGCAGCCUGGGACACUUGCCUGACAUUGUCUUCCAUCGCGGCUCCAGUGCGGUCACCCGGUUCCUCAUCUCCUCGCUGUGUACAAUGGCAACACUUAAGGAAAAACUGAUUGCACCUGUUGCAGAGGAGGAUGCGUCAAUCCCCAACAAUAAGAUCACUGUUGUGGGUGUUGGGCAAGUUGGAAUGGCAUGCGCCAUCAGCAUUUUGGGAAAGUCUCUGGCAGAUGAACUGGCCCUGGUGGAUGUAUUGGAGGAUAAACUCAAGGGAGAAAUGAUGGAUCUGCAACAUGGGAGCCUGUUUCUUCAGACUGCUAAGAUCGUGGCUGACAAAGAUUACUCUGUGACUGCCAAUUCUAAAAUUGUGGUGGUAACUGCCGGAGUUCGACAGCAGGAGGGUGAGAGCCGACUCAACCUGGUACAGAGGAAUGUCAAUGUCUUCAAGUUCAUUAUCCCUCAGAUUGUCAAGUACAGCCCUGAUUGCAUCAUCAUUGUGGUCUCCAACCCAGUGGAUAUUCUCACAUAUGUUACCUGGAAACUAAGUGGAUUGCCCAAGCACCGUGUGAUUGGAAGUGGUUGUAAUCUGGAUUCUGCUAGAUUUCGCUAUCUUAUGGCUGAAAAGCUUGGCAUUCAUCCCAGCAGCUGCCAUGGAUGGAUUCUGGGGGAACACGGCGACUCGAGUGUGGCCGUAUGGAGUGGAGUGAAUGUUGCAGGUGUGUCUCUUCAGGAACUGAACCCAGAAAUGGGCACAGACCAUGACAGUGAAAAUUGGAAGGAAGUGCAUAAGAUGGUGGUUGAAAGCGCCUAUGAGGUCAUCAAGCUAAAAGGAUACACCAACUGGGCAAUUGGAUUAAGUGUGGCUGAUCUUAUUGAAAGCAUGUUCAAAAAUCUCUCCAGGAUUCACCCAGUGUCAACAAUGGUGAAGGGAAUGUAUGGAAUUGAGAAUGAAGUCUUCCUGAGCCUUCCAUGUAUCCUCAAUGCACGUGGAUUGACCAGUGUUAUCAACCAGAAACUGAAAGAUGAUGAGGUUGCUCAACUCAAGAAAAGUGCUGACACCCUGUGGAACAUUCAAAAGGACCUCAAAGACCUGUGACUGCUAACUCCCAGGCUGUAGGAAUGUACAGGCAACAACAUGAUUGAGUAGGAGCCUUUAGUUUCCAUCCAUGUACAUGGAUCACAGUCUGCUUUUAUCGUCCUAAAUAAAAUGUGAAAAGGGGCCACUCUAAAAUCAAAGCCCACACUGGCUUAAUGCUUGCAAUAUGAGCCUUGAACAAAUAAAUUAACGAUCGUAGUAAA
Suncus etruscus (white-toothed pygmy shrew) is the source of this 1352-nucleotide messenger RNA. RefSeq names its product lactate dehydrogenase B (gene LDHB). The coding region runs from base 145 to 1149 and encodes 334 amino acids. The record is from RefSeq and is a predicted model, not a curated record. Gene Ontology annotation, biological process: carboxylic acid metabolic process. Lineage: Eukaryota; Metazoa; Chordata; Mammalia; Eulipotyphla; Soricidae. Gene Ontology annotation, molecular function: L-lactate dehydrogenase (NAD+) activity. The transcript is spliced from 8 exons. Gene Ontology annotation, cellular component: cytoplasm.